This is a messenger RNA of Zingiber officinale, 1384 nucleotides long. RefSeq lists its product as uncharacterized. The transcript is spliced from 3 exons. The record is from RefSeq and is a predicted model, not a curated record. NCBI's taxonomy places the organism in Eukaryota, Viridiplantae, Streptophyta, Magnoliopsida, Zingiberales, Zingiberaceae. The coding region runs from base 243 to 1193 and encodes 316 amino acids.
CAAAUUAAUGGGAGAUCAAUUGAAAUAAUUUUUGAUAAUGUUAUUCACACCCCUCGUGGCCUUCGCCUAACAGGCAACAGCGCAGUAGCACUCAUUAGAACGGCGCACCUCUGUUUCUUCGCUUUGCGCUCUCGCCGCAUCGAUCCCCGUGCUCUUCCACGCUCGUCGCUCGUCGCCCCCUUCCCACGGUCCUCCUCUCUUUCCCUUCCUCCGCGAGACCAACCUGAAGCGGCAACAAGACCAUGCACGCCAAGACGGACUCCGAGGUCACCAGCCUGGCGGCUUCCUCGCCGCCCCACUCCCCGCCGCGGCGCCCCAUCUACUACGUCAUGAGCCCUGCCCACUCCCACCAUGACCCUGACCGCGCCUCCUUCGGCGGCUCCACCCCUGGUGCCUCCCCGCUCCAUCCCCACCACCACCGCUACUCCAGUUCCCCCAUUCACCACUCCCGCGAGUCGUCCGCCACCCGCCUCUCCGCCUCCCUCAAGUAUAACACCUAUGCCUCCUGGCGCAAGCUCCAGCCCCAUCCUCACCACCGGCCAGGCAACGCCACCUCCUCUGCCUGCUCCGACGACGACGAAGAAGACGAAGCCCCCAUCCCUGUCCGAUGCUACGUUGCCUGGUUCGUCCUCGGCUUCGUCCUCCUCUUCACCCUCUUCUCCCUCAUCCUCUGGGGCGCCAGCAAGUCCUACAAGCCCGACGUCUUCGUCAAGAGCGUGGCGUUCCAGAGCUACGACAUCCACGCCGGAACCGACAUCACGGGCGUGCCCACCAAGAUGCUCUCCAUCAACUCGACGGUGAGGAUCGCGUUCCGCAACCCAGCCACCUUCUUCGGCGUCCAUGUCUCCUCCACGCCCUUCCAACUCUACUUCUCCGACCUGAAGAUCGCCACCGGAUUAAUGAAGGAGUUCUACCAGUCGCGGAAGAGCGGGCGGGUGGUGACGGUGGCGGUGGGGAGCCGGCAGGUUCCGCUCUACGGCGGCGGCGCGGGUCUGAGGAGCCGCACCGAGGACGGAGGGCCACCGGCGACGGUGGCAUUCGAGCUGUCGUUCACGCUGCGGGCGCGGGCGUACGUGCUGGGCCAUCUGGUGAAGUCGAAGUUCUACCGCCGCGUCCGGUGCACGCUGCGGUUCCGCGAGGACCGGCUCGGGAAGCCGCUGGGCCUCUCCAACGGCUGCGACUACCGCGAUUAACGAGGCCGCAGAGAAAGAAAGUUCAUUCGAAGUCCGUGACGCGGCAGUUUGUCGUCGAGCCAUUGGGUCGCUGACAGCUGUUUUUGAAUUUGAAUCGAUUCGAAAUCAACUAAUUAAUAUGCGCGUUUCAUUUCUGAGGAAGUCUAUUUACUAAAUUAUCGUAAAUUAUUAAUUGAAACUGGCUUUAAAAA